This is a messenger RNA of Poeciliopsis prolifica (blackstripe livebearer), 3293 nucleotides long. RefSeq names its product major facilitator superfamily domain containing 1-like (gene mfsd1l). Gene Ontology annotation, molecular function: transmembrane transporter activity. The transcript is spliced from 13 exons. Lineage: Eukaryota; Metazoa; Chordata; Actinopteri; Cyprinodontiformes; Poeciliidae. Gene Ontology annotation, biological process: transmembrane transport. The record is from RefSeq and is a predicted model, not a curated record. The coding region runs from base 182 to 1615 and encodes 477 amino acids.
UCGUCAGGAAUGCUAUCAAUGCUAGUGAUUCCAUCCACAUGAUAUGUAAAUCUGCGGUUUGCCUCCGUCUCACGCUAACCGUGAGUUUUCCGACGUUGAACUUCUGCCGCAGCUGCAGACCGUAAACAACAAAGGAUGUGAAGCAUUUUUCUGUUUUAUAGCAAACUUAUUUCCUCUCAGAAUGGCUCAACCGGCGGAGAAAGCUUACUAUCGUUUCCUGGUUCUCUUCUUUAACUGCCUCCUGACUUUUGGUUCCUACUUCUGCUUCGACAUCCCCAGCGUCCUGCAGGACCAGUUCCAGGGGAACCUCACAUGUCCCAAUGCAACCACGAUCAACGGGACUGUGGACUGUGUGGAGGGCCUGGGGAUGAGUCCGGAGCAGUACAACCUCCUCUAUGCCAUAUAUGCUUGGACGAACGCCGUGGUGGUGAUUCUGGCCGGAUUCCUGAUCGACAAAUUAGGAAAUCGAUUCGGGGUGUUUCUCUUCUCCUUUCUGUGCGUUUUGGGCUCGUCGCUGUUCGCGCUCGGCUCCCACUUCAGAGGAACUCCCUACCUUCUUCCACUCAUGCUCACGGGACGUUUAUUAUUCGGUUCCGGCAAUGGAUCUUUGACCAUUGUGCAGAACCGCAUCACGGCCUUCUGGUUCAAAGGGAAGGAGCUGGCUCUGGCCUUCGGUGUGACGCUCGCCUUCUCCCGUCUCGGUUCGGUCCUCAACUUCUUCUUCACGCAGAAGUUUGAAGACAAAUACGGGAUGCAGUGGACGCUGUGGGGAGGCGCUCUGCUGUGCGUGCUCGGCUUCGUUUCUGCGGUCGUCGUGAGCGCUCUGGACAAGAUCGGCACGAGGCAGCUGGGCCUGGACGGGGCCAUCGCAGAGGAUUCCCGCAAAGUGAGGGUUCAGGACGUGAAGCUGCUGACUCUCCGAUACUGGCUGCUGGUCCUCACCAUCAUGUUCUUCUACAACGGCAUUUUCCCCUUCAUCGCUGAUGCCAGUAAGUUCAUCCAGGAUAAAUACAGCGACUACAGCCAGAAAGAGGCUGCGUACGUCGCGGGCGCCGUGUACGACAGUUCGCUGGUGCUCUCAGCCGGCGUGGGCAUCCUCAUCGAUUAUGUGGGUCUUCGGGGAGUUUUUGCUGUGGCCUGCGCCGUUUUCACGCUGCCCGUCUUCGGACUGCUGGCUUUCACCUUCGUCCCUCCUCUGGUCUCCACCAUCUGGCUGGGAGUCACUUACUCCUUCGCUGCCGCCAGCAUGUGGCCGUCCAUUCCCCUCGUGGUGCCGCAGCCCACGCUGGGGACAGCCAUGGGCCUGGCCACCUCCGUGCAGAUGGUCGGCAUCGGCGUGUCCAACCUGAUCGUCGGGCAGAUUUUGGGCACCAAAUCCAGCGAAGCUAAAAUCCCGCUGUGGCGCUGGCAGAGGAUGAUGAUCUUCAUGCUGGCCAACACCGUCUGCUGCAUCGUCGCCUCCGUUCUGCUCAACAUCGUCGACCGCAGUCAGGGCGGGACGCUGAACAAGACGACCAAAAGGUCGCGGCCGGCGGAGGGAGACGCCGAGCGAGAGCCGCUCACCCGGGCGCAGGAAGAGGAGGAGCAAAACCAGACCAAUUCCAUCAACUCAUGAGGUUUUCUAAUGUUUUAUGUCUCAAAAUGACAAACAAGCUGCUCUGCCGCAUCUCAGUUAAAUACAACUAGCAUCUUUUCUCCAGUCCGACGUUUUGACGGCGUAUUUGGAGCUGCUCUACAAAGAAAACAUGGAGUCGAUUUCUGCCAAAAAAAAGUUUGAAAAGUCUUGAAAAAAUUCAGGAAUUUUAUUGAAAAAAUCUUGGAAAGUUUGAAAUUUUUAAUGCUGAAAAUUUCUAGAAAACAAACUCAAAAAUUUUUCAGAUUAAUCUGAGAAAUUUUGUAGAAAGGAACUUUGAAAUUUCUGAGUCUGAAAAGUUUUACAUUUCAUAUUAAUCUUAUAAAAUUUAUUGAAAAACUGGGAAAUUUCUGAAUUGAAAAAGUCAUAAAUUUGCCAGAAAAUGUUUUUAACUUGUUUUUAUUUUGACAAUAAACCUGAUUUAUAUUUUUCUUUUUACCAAAACAAUAUUGAGAUUUUCUGACUUGAUGUUUUUGUUGUCCUGUCUGAAUUUAAAGGGAUACUAGAGAAAAUCUUUCAAACUAAGUAAACUAAGUACACUGUGCCGUUCAAAAAGUUAUUUGAUUCCAUUUUUUUCUCACUUUAAUAAAUCUGAAACGUUUGUCACAUUUAUCACCAAGUUUAAAUGUUUAAACUCUUCCUCCAGGCCGGAUCUAGGCACUUAUUUCUGUUUUUUUAAAUUGAUUUCUGAAAAUUGAUUUCUAUUUCCAGUUUUGUUUUUAAGGUUCAGUUCUCAACGACACCACCGGAUGGCGCUGUUUCAUUAAAUGUAAUCUCGUAACGUUUGUAUUUUGAUUACAAAUCCAAGCUCUUUUUAUCAAUGUGAGACCAAAAUGAUGAAACUUGUUAACAAUAUAAUUUUAAAAAUGACAUGUUUUCAGAUCAAAUAAAAAAAUAUUCCAUUAAUCCCAGAGGGAAAUUAAAUGUUUUAACUCCUAUUUUAAAAGGCACUUCUGCAGUAGAUGCUGUAGAGGUCUGUACUGCAGUGAUUUUGAUGAAGCCUCUGACUGAAGACAUCAUAGAUCGGUCCAUCGUAUCCGGUUCCGCCCGGUGUUCCCUCUGGCGCGCGUCUCGGCUCUUUUUGUUUAUGAACGUUUCAUUAUGAGUUUGACUGACGGUUUUACCACAGAAUGUUGUUUUUCUUAAACAUAUCCUACAGGUGAGUCUGAUUUCUGUUUGUUUCUGUUCUUUCUUUUUUAUCACUAGAGACAAAAUAAUUAGUAUCUAACAAUAUUUUACAAUCAAUUGUAUUUUUUUCUCCCUGUGGUUCUUAGUUUAAAGGGAAUCAGUAAAUUUCCAGCUGAAUUAAGUAAAUAAUCUACUUUUUAAGUGUUUUUCGUGUGACUUCUAACACUAUUCAUACUGUAGAUGUUUUAAUACCUGGGCUGAAGAUUGUAUAUUUCAUUAAAUAAUUGUUCUUCAUAGUUUUUUCAUAAUAUUUUGUUUUUUCAACUUUUUAAAAUUUUCUUCUGAGAUGUUGUGACUGUUUUUAAUGAGUCGAAUUUGUAGUUUUUGUGUUUAUUUCUCUUUAAACAAACAGUGAAACAUUUGUAAUUUAGUUUUUUUUAAACCACUCGGAUGAAAAUGAAAAUAAAAAAAGCUUUCAGAUUCAGUAAAAAUCACACUUGUAUUCAAAAUGAUAAACGCAGAUUCACAAACA